Molecule: messenger RNA, 3161 nt
Organism: Arabidopsis lyrata subsp. lyrata
Lineage: Eukaryota; Viridiplantae; Streptophyta; Magnoliopsida; Brassicales; Brassicaceae
Product: disease resistance protein RPP8
Exons: 4
Coding region: 84-2810 (908 amino acids)
Biological process (GO): defense response to other organism
Molecular function (GO): ADP binding
Source: RefSeq, a predicted model, not a curated record
AACUUUUAGCUGAUUUUAGAUCUAUUUUUCCUUUGGCGUUCUUGUAUUGGUUCAUCGUAUGUGAUUGACGACGAGUAGUUGUUAUGGCUGAAGCAUUUGUGUCGUUUGGAGUUGAGAAGCUUUGGGAUCUCCUGAGUCGAGAAUCUGAGCGAUUGCAGGGUAUUGAUGAGCAAGUUGAUGGACUAAAGCGUCAGCUGGGAAGGUUACAGUCGUUGUUGAAAGAUGCAGAUGCCAAGAAACAUGGAAGUGAAAGGGUGAGAAACUUCUUGGAAGAUGUCACAGACCUUGUUUAUGAUGCUGAGGAUAUACUUGAAUCCUAUGUUCUGAACAAAAGUAGAGGAAAAGAAAAAGGGAUCAAGAAGCAUGUGAGAAGACUUGCUUGCUUCUUAACGGAUCGCCGCAAAGUUGCUUCAGAUAUCGAAGGAAUCACUAAGAGGAUCUCUGAGGUGAUUGGGGAUAUGCAGAGUUUAGGGAUACAACAGGUCAUUGAUGGUGGUCGUUCGAUGUCUCUUCAGGACAGACAAAGGGAGCAGAGGGAGAUCCGACAAACCUACGCUAAGAGUCCUGAACACGAUCUUGUUGGGGUGGAGCAGAGUGUUGAAGAAUUGGUUGGUCAUUUGGUGGAGAAUGAUAAACAUCAAGUGGUUUCUAUAUCUGGGAUGGGCGGUAUUGGUAAAACGACUUUGGCCAGACAAGUUUUUCAUCAUGACAUUGUCCGACGUCAUUUUGAUGGAUUCGCAUGGGUCUGUGUUUCGCAACAGUUUACGCAGAAAGAUGUUUGGCAGAGGAUCUUGCAAGAACUUCAGCCACACGAUGGUGAAAUUUUGCAGAUGGACGAAUAUGCACUUCAGCGUAAACUCUUUCAGUUGUUGGAAACCGGUAGAUAUUUGGUUGUCCUCGACGAUGUAUGGAAAAAAGAAGACUGGGAUCGAAUAAAAGCAGUGUUUCCGCAGCAAAGAGGUUGGAAGAUGCUGCUUACUUCUCGGAAUGAAGGUGUUGGGAUACAUGCUGAUCCAACAUGUUUUACUUUUAAAGCAAAAAUCCUGAAUCCUGAUGAAAGUUGGAAGCUCUUUGAGAGAAUAGUAUUCGCUAGGAGAGAUGAAACUGAAGUAAGGCUUGGUGAAGAAAUGGAAGCCAUGGGAAAGGAAAUGGUCAAACAUUGUGGAGGACUACCAUUAGCUGUUAAAGUGUUGGGAGGCUUGUUAGUUAAUAAACAUACAGUUCAUGAGUGGAAAAGAGUUUCUGACAAUAUCGGAGAUCAAAUCGUAGGAAAAUUGUGCUUAGAUGACAACAGUCUCAAUUCGGUUAACCGAAUAUUGUCUCUGAGUUAUGAAGAUUUGCCAACGCAUUUAAAGCAUUGCUUCCUUUAUCUAGCCCAUUACCCCGAAGAUUACAAGAUAUAUAUGUGGAAUUUGUUCAAUUACUGGGCUGCAGAAGGAAUUUGUUAUGGAUCAACCAUCAGACAUAGUGGAGAAGACUACCUACAAGAGCUAGUGAGGAGAAAUUUGGUUAUUGCUGAAAAAAACAAUUUGAGUUGGAGAUUUGAAUAUUGUCAAAUGCAUGACAUGAUGAGAGAAGUAUGUUUAUCAAAAGCCAAAGAAGAGAACUUCCUACAAAUUAUCAAAGUCCCUACUUCCACCUCUAGCAUCAAUGCUCAAUCUCCUAGUAGAUCUCGCAGACUCACCAUACGUAGUGGUAAAGCCUUUCAUAUACUGGGACACAAAAACAAUAAAAAAGUCAGAUCUCUUAUAGUUUUGGGACUCGAGGAAGACUUUUGGAUACAGUCAGCUUCAGUCUUCCAAAAUUUACCAUUUCUCAGGGUGUUGGAUCUUUCUGAGGUGAAAUUUAAAGGAGGGAAGUUACCUUCUAGUAUUGGAGGGCUCAUCCACUUGAGAUUCUUGAGCUUAUACGAUGCUGGGGUAUCUCAUCUACCUUCUUCUAUGCGGAAUUUAAAGCUUCUCCUCUAUUUAGACUUAAGUGUUGCUAUUGGGGAACCAGUUCAUGUGCCAAAUGUUUUGAAAGAGAUGCUAGAGUUGAGGAACCUUGUCCUACCUCAUAAGAUGCAUGAUAAAACCAAGUUGGAAUUGGGUGAUCUAGUGAACCUAGAGCACUUGUGGUUUUUCUCAACGCAACACAGUAGUGUGACAGACCUCCUCCGUAUGACCAAGCUCAGGUCUCUCUCUGUAUCUUUGAGCGAAAGGUGUACUUUUAAAACCCUAUCGUCAUCUCUCCGUGAAUUGCGAAACCUCGAGACGCUUCAUUUCUUUUCUACGAGCAAAACCAUUAUGGUUGAUUAUGUGGGAAAGUUCGAUCUGGAUUUUGUUCAUCUAAAAGAGUUAGGAUUGGCAGUACGUAUGUCAAAGAUUCCUGAUCAACAUCAAUUCCCUCCCCACCUUGAACACAUAUCUCUAUUUCUUUGCCGCAUUGAGGAGGAUCCAAUGCCGAUUCUAGAAAAGUUGCUUCAUUUGAAGUCGGUUAAAUUAGGAUCUGACGCUUUCGUUGGGAGGAAAAUGUUGUGCUCAAAAGGUGGAUUUCCUCAAUUACGUGCUCUAGAAAUAUAUGAAGAAUUAGAGUUGGAAGAGUGGAUAGUGGAAGAAGGGUCGAUGCCAUGUCUUCGUACUUUAAAUAUACUUGAUUGCAAAAAGUUGAAGGAACUUCCUGAUGGACUCAAGUACAUGACAUCCUUAAAGGAACUGAAGAUUAGAGGAAUGAAGAGGGAGUGGAAUGAGAAAUUGAUACCAGGUGGAGAAGAUUACUACAAAGUCCAACACAUUCCCGAUGUUCAAUUUAUCAACUGUGACGAUGAAUAAGGAAUAACCAGUAGCAGGUAAAAAUAAAAAUGAUGCAGGAAAGAAAAAGAAGCUAGCUUUGAAAGAUUCAUCUGCUGAUCAACAGGUUUUCGCGAAGAAUCUCUGGAAUUGCUUAUGAAGAAUACAGAUUCUGAAGUACUACGGAUUACGUUGCCAGUCUUGGAGCAUCGUUAUGUUGUGGCUCAGAACUAUAUUAGAGAAAAUAAUGCUUUUAUUGAUGUUUGUUUUCGAUGUGGAUGUAUGGAACAUGCUUGAGAACUCUUUCACAAAAUGGAGAAACGAACCUUGGUUUUACUGUAAAAAGUAAAAACUGGAUAUUUUAUGUUAAUAAGAAUUGUGUUUUGUUUUCUC